Mesoplodon densirostris (Blainville's beaked whale) is the source of this 1579-nucleotide messenger RNA. RefSeq names its product tektin 1 (gene TEKT1). NCBI's taxonomy places the organism in Eukaryota, Metazoa, Chordata, Mammalia, Artiodactyla, Ziphiidae. Gene Ontology annotation, cellular component: nucleus; microtubule cytoskeleton. The transcript has 8 exons. Gene Ontology annotation, biological process: cilium assembly; cilium movement involved in cell motility. The record is from RefSeq and is a predicted model, not a curated record. Bases 295 to 1551 code for a protein of 418 amino acids.
CCCUCCUCCUACCUCCUCCUAUUAAUUCCUCGCGGCCGGGGCAACCCUAGGAAUCUCUCGCGGCUAACUCUAUGCAGCGCCGGGCUUGUGGCUUAGUGGUCCCGGGACGGCCUGCGGCUGCGAGGACCUGAAGGCAUCGUCCAGCCCAACAUCGCUGUACACCUGGGGAGUCCGAGACCCAGUGAGAGCAGUGCGGCCCGAGGUGGCCCAGCCCGCAGCAGGACCAAGGCCAGUCGCAGGUCUCCUGACUCCCAGCUUGGUGUCCCGCGUCUUCGUGGACUUUAGAAACCUCAAAUGGCCAAACUACUACAACAUCCACCCAAGUUCUUGCCCUCAGAGUGGCACAUUGCUAACAAGAACCAAUACCACAGAGCAGAGGCCCAAAGGUCCCGGUCCGAACGCCUGGUGGCAGAAAGCCAGAGGCUUGUGAAUGAAAUUGAAAAGACCACAAGAAAAUCUCAAAGCGAUGUGAACAAGAAACUAGAGCAGAGGCUUGAGGAAGUCAGGUUCUGGAAGAAGGAGUUAGAUGACAAACUUGAGCAGCUGGUGCAUGCGACCGAAAAUCUACUCAUCUAUCAGACCAGAUUGGGGAAAGCCCUGGAGAGCUUUAAAGAGCCCUUGUACAUCACUGAGAAGUGUCUGGAAUACAGGGAGAAGCGAGUUGGCAUCGACUUGGUCCACGAUGAGGUAGAGCGGGAGCUGAUCAAGGAGGCUGAGAUCACCCGGGGGGGGAUGGCCCUGCUGACCCGCACCCUGGAGGAGACGUCCGAGCAGAUCAGGCUGAACCGCUCUGCCAAGUACAGUCUUGAAAAGGACUUGAGGGACAAGUUUACAGCCCUGACCAUUGAUGAUAUCUGCUUCUCACUCAACAACAACUCGCCAAACAUCAAAUAUUCUGAGAACGUCGUGAGGGUUGAACCAAACUCUGUGAGUCUGGAAGACUGGUUGGACUUCUCCAACACCAACGUGGAGAAGGCUGACAAGCAGAGGAACAACUCUCUGACGCUGAAGGCCCUCGUGGACCGAAUCUUGUCCCAGACGGCCAACGACCUAAGCAGGCAAUGUGACGUGGUGGACACCGCAUUCAAGAAUGGGCUGAAGGAGACCAAGGAUGCCAGGGACAAGCUGGCUGCUCAUCUGGCCAAGGUCAUGGAAGAGAUUGCCUCCCAGGAGAAAAAUAUCACAGUUCUUGAAAAAGCCAUCCUUGACCAAGAAGGACCUGCCAAGGUGGCUCAUACACGCCUGGAGACCAGGACCCAUCGGCCUAAUGUGGAGCUGUGUCACGAUGUUGCACAGUACAGGCUGAUCAGGGAGGUCGAUGAGAUCACCCACAACGUCGCAAGAUUAAAGGAAACAUUAGCCCAAGCUCAAGUAGUGCUGCAAGGCCUGAAUCGCAGGCAGCUCGCCCUGCAGGAGGAGAUCCAAGUCAAAGAGAAUACCAUCUACAUCGAUGAAGUGCUGUGUAUGCAUAUGAGGAAGUCCAUCCCUCCAAGGGACGGGGAUGACCACGGGGAGUGGGCCGGGGGUCUUCAUCCGGACACUGUCUGCUGAAAGUAGGAUUCUCAUUAAGCCAUUCUCA